Pundamilia nyererei is the source of this 6908-nucleotide messenger RNA. RefSeq names its product phosphatidylinositol transfer protein, membrane-associated 2 (gene pitpnm2). Gene Ontology annotation, biological process: phospholipid transport. The transcript is spliced from 29 exons. Gene Ontology annotation, cellular component: cytoplasm. Gene Ontology annotation, molecular function: metal ion binding; phosphatidylinositol transfer activity; phosphatidylinositol binding. Lineage: Eukaryota; Metazoa; Chordata; Actinopteri; Cichliformes; Cichlidae. The record is from RefSeq and is a predicted model, not a curated record. The coding region runs from base 644 to 4951 and encodes 1435 amino acids.
UCAGUCCCAAAGAGGUGGAGACGGCAGAAAAGGGAGCGCAGAAGAGAAAUAGAGGUGGAUGGGAGGAGAAAGGAGAUAGAGGAGAGACAGAGAAUCGAUAUCUUCUCUGAUUUCACUGUGAGAAUUUAGAAAGUGAAGCUCCUUACCAGAGCGGGGGUGAACCGGUGAAGAUAAGCUGACCAAAGACGGAAGAGGAAGGGAAGCGAGGGUGCGUGCGCUGGGAUUCUCUUUAGGAUUGGAAUCUGCAAUGGACCCUAAGCCUGUAUUUAGUGGAUCAGUUGGGUAGCUUUGAGGAGAACAAAUGCAUUGGAGUGGAUGUGUCAUGUGGAUUCCCCCUAUGGGUCACCUACAUUGGCCGUGUACUUUGCACAGACUCAGGGGACUUGGCAGAGGAACAGGAAUUUAAAAAACUUCAAUAUGAGAUGUGCAGACAAGUAAGUGCUCAAACAAACUGGUUGGAGAAUCAGUCGAAGUUGUUUGUCAAACUCAUCAACAUGUGCUGUGUGAAUAAUGAGUCCCGUUCUUCCUGCUUGAACAUGCAGCUUGGGUAGCAAAGCCGACUGACAGGAGCAUCUACCUUCACGCGCUGCUUCCUCUUUGGACACACACACACUAACUGUGUCGGCUCAACUCAAGCACAGCCAUGCUGAUCAAGGAGUAUCGGAUCCCCAUGCCUAUGAGUGUGGAGGAGUACCGCAUUGCUCAGCUCUACAUGAUCCAGAAAAAGAGCAGACAAGAAAGUUGUGGUGAGGGCAGUGGGGUGGAGAUCCUGGAGAACAAACCAUAUGAGGAUGGCCCUGGCGGCUCGGGUCAGUACACUCACAAGGUCUAUCACAUCGGCAAACACAUCCCAUCCUGGUUUUGUGCCAUUCUGCCUCAAGCUGCCCUUCGAGUGGAAGAGGAGUCUUGGAAUGCUUACCCCUAUACGCGAACCCGGUAUACCUGUCCCUUUGUUGAGAAAUUUUCUAUAGACAUUGAGACUUAUUAUAAACCAGAUACUGGAAAUCAAGUGGAUGUCUUCAAUAUGUCCUCUGCUGAGAAAAGACAAAGGACUAUUGACCCCAUAGACAUCGUCAAGGACUACAUACCUCCUCAUGAGUACCUCGUGGAAGAAGACCCUAAGCUGUAUCAGUCAGUCAAGACUAAACGGGGUCCAUUGUCAGAGGACUGGAUUGAGGAAAUUGGCCAGAACCUGGGUCAGAGUUCCGUUAUGUGUGCCUACAAGCUGUGCAAAGUAGAGUUCAGAUACUGGGGCAUGCAGUCUAAGAUUGAACGCUUCAUUCAUGAUGUGGGCCUUCGUAAAGUCAUGGUUCGAGCCCACCGGCAGGCGUGGUGCUGGCAGGACGAGUGGUAUGGCCUGACUAUCGAGGACAUCAGGCAGCUGGAGCUGGAGACCCAGCUGGCCUUAGCAAAGAAGAUGGCCCAAUACAGCCUGAAUGAAGGAGGGGCAACAGAAGCCAACAACUCCUUCAUUAGCCAAGAGCAGGAGCAGGGAGCAGAGACAGUGGGCUCGACUGCAGAGGCAGAAGGAGCAGGAGGGAAGCUUGGAGAUUCACUUGAGACAAGAGGGGAGCUCACAAAACAAUGGUCAACAUCCUCUAGAUCCUCCAAUAGGUCAUCAAAGCGAGGAGGAAGUCCAUCUCAUCAGAGCAUUUCAGAGUGGAGGAUGCAGAGCAUUGCCCGGGACUCUGAGGACAGCACAGAUGAUGAGUUCUUUGAUGCUCAUGAGGACUUUUCUGAUAAUGAAGACAUGUUUUCCAAGGAAAUCACCAAGUGGAGCUCAAAUGAUCUGAUGGACAAAAUAGAAACAAUAGAAGUGGAUGAAGGACAAGAAACCUUGUACCAGGAGUCGGUCGGGGAGUAUGCCGUCAAUGUGGAGACACAGAUAGAGGAUUGUUCAUCUCAGCAGUGUGUACAGCCUUCCAAAAUUCAUGUCCUCAUUUUGGUCCUGCAUGGAGGCAACAUACUGGACACUGGCUCUGGAGAACAGAACAGCAAACAGGGAGAUGUAAACACGCUAAGUGGAGCUUUUGAGGCUGUGAUGAGGGUCCAUUACCCUUCAGCACUGGGCCGCAUUGCCAUUCGAAUGGUACCCUGUCCUGCUGUGUGUGUCGAAGCAUUCUCGCUUGUGUCCAAUCUUAGCCCCUACAGCUACGAUGAGAGCUGUCUAUCCAGCAGUCAGGACCACAUUCCGCUGGCUGCGCUUCCUCUUCUGGCUACUUCUGCACCACAGUACCAAGAUGCCGUGGCAACCGUCAUCUUACGAGCCAAUCAGGUGUACAGCGACUUCAUCAGAUCUUUGGAAGGAGCUUCUUUUAAUGGCCAGGUGUGUGUUAUUGGGGACUGUGUUGGGGGUAUUCUGGGCUUUGAUGCGCUGUGCAGCAGUUCUGUGACGGUAUCAGAAAGCCAAAACAGCAGCAGACGGGGCAGUGCCAUUAGUGUCCAGGACACAGAACUUCUUUCUCCUGGUAUCGUCAUAAACAGUGUCUCUUCUUCCUCGCCAUCCCUCGAAGGAAGCCGCCAUCUCAGCCGCAGCAACAUUGACAUCCCUCACUGCUCUGGGCCUGACGACCCCAAGAAGCAGCUUCCACGCAAACGCAGCGACUCCUCCACGUACGAGCUGGACACCAUCAAACACCACCAAGCCUUCCUCUCUAGCCUUCACGCCAGCGUUCUCCACAGAGAGGCUGGAUCCCGGCGUUCCAGCAACAGCACCAUGUUGGAGGGAGGAUCUCUGGGGAAGUUCGAAUUUGAAGUGACUGACUUCUUCCUGUUCGGCUCUCCACUCGGGCUCGUGCUUGCACUGAGGAAGACUGUGGUGCCCACUCUGGAUGUGUCGGCGCUGCGUCCAGCCUGCCAGCAGGUUUACAACAUGUUUCAUCCAGCUGACCCAUCCGCCUCUCGUCUUGAGCCUCUCCUAGACAAGAGGUUCUACCUGCUGCCUCCCUGUAGCGUCUCCCGCUAUCAGCGCUUUCCUCUGGGUGAUGGACAUUCGGCUCUCUUGGUUGAAACUGUGCAAAGUAACCCCCAGCUUCUGAUAGAGUCUGGCAGUACAGCAUCACAUCGGAACCAGGAAAGCACUGUCAGUGAGACCUGCAUCCCUGUGCCUGUCCUCAACUGGCAGACCUCCCAGAGCAACACAGAGAUGGAUACCCUUCACUCCCAUACUCUUGUUGAUGGUCAGCAUCCAUCAUCAACAUCACCAGGGAUUCCUCACCUUCGCUGCACCCGUAGAGCCAGUGAGGCCAGCAUAGCCAGCCAGGUGUCAGGCUUAGCUGACUCUUACACCGCCUCCAACAUCGCUACGACAAGCAAAUGUGAAGUGAGCCACACUAAAAGGCCCAGUCUGCUGUCACAGCUGCAUCUACCCUACCAUAGAUUUGCCUCUCGGAGCACACCGCCUCAGUUGCGCAAGAAAAUUCGUCAGGUUUUUCCGAGAUCCAACGGUGUGGAGUCCGAGCACAGCUCGGACGUUAGCUCUGACAUGACUUCUGACAUGACCUCUGACCUCACUGAUGUUACGUCUGACAUCACUGACAUCAGCUCGGCACCCCCGUCGCCCAGGGUGCUGAAGAACAUAGAGAAAGUUGCCUCUCGGUGGUGGGGCAGUAAGAGGAUGGACUAUGCUCUUUACUGUCCUGAUGCCCUGACAGCAUUUCCAACCGUGGCUCUGCCUCAUCUUUUCCAUGCCUCCUACUGGGAAUCGACGGACGUUGUCUCAUUUAUACUCCGACAGGUAAUGAGACAUGAGAAUUCUGGUGUUUUGGAGCUGGAUGGUAAAGAAGUGUCUGAAUUUACUCCUUCAAAACCUCGGGAGAAGUGGCUUCGAAAGAGGACUCAUGUUAAAAUUCGGAAUGUGACAGCUAAUCAUCGCGUGAAUGACGCCGUGUUCACAGAGGAUGGAGUGCAGACACUGACGGGACGUUUCAUGUAUGGUCCUCUGGACAUGGUCACAUUAACUGGAGAAAAGAUUGACAUUCACAUCAUGACCCAGCCUCCCUCUGGAGAGUGGGUGUACUUUGACACGGAGCUCACUAACAACAGUGGACGUGUCUCUUAUGUAAUUCCAGAGAGCAAGAGGCUGGGUAUCGGGGUAUAUCCUGUCAAAAUGGUGGUCAGGGGCGACCACACAUUUGCAGACAGCUAUCUUACUAUUGUACCACGAGGAACAGAGUUUGUUGUAUUCAGCAUUGACGGGUCAUUUGCUGCCAGCGUCUCAAUAAUGGGGAGUGACCCUAAGGUUCGAGCAGGAGCUGUGGAUGUGGUAAGGUACUGGCAGGACUUGGGCUAUCUGAUAGUGUAUGUCACAGGUCGUCCUGACAUGCAGAAGCAGCGUGUUGUUGCCUGGCUCUCCCAGCAUAACUUCCCUAAUGGCAUCGUCUCAUUCUGCGACGGCCUGGUACAUGACCCUCUCCGACACAAGGCCAACUUCCUCAAAACCCUCAUCAACGAGGCCAACAUGAGGAUAUUUGCUGCCUAUGGCUCCACCAAGGACAUAUCAGUGUACACUUCUAUUGGCCUGCCUCCAUCUCAUAUCUACAUAGUGGGAAGGCCCACGAAGAAAAUGCAGCACCAGUGCCAGUUCAUCCUGGAUGGCUAUGCUUCCCACCUAUCUCAGCUGGAGUACAACCAAAGGUCUCGCCCUGCCAAGACCGCCAGUACCCGUAUGGUCCUCCGGAAGGGCAGCUUUGCUCUGGGCACAGCUGGAGGAGACUUCCUCCGGAAACGGAACCACAUCUUUCGCACCAUCUCCUCUCAGCAGCCUGGAGGGUCGGGGUCAUGCUCACCCAGCCAGCCCGGCCGGACUGAGCGCACGCUCAGCCAGUGUGAAGUGGAGCGCGAUAGAGGGGUCACAGCAGCAGCACAGAGGAGUAUGAGUAUAGCUGCGGGGUGCUGGGGGCGCAGCAGCAGCACCAAGGAGGGCAGUGUAGGCUUACAUGGCCCCAAGUAAUGUUUAAAUAAAAGCUUUGGUAUAAAGGACCCUGGCCGAGCCACUAUGAUCUCUGGACUAAGAUAAAAGAUAGAAAGGUGAAGAAAAGAUGGGAGGGUGUGGAUGAUGGGGUUGUGGAAGGAAUACACAGAUGGUUCAGCAUAAAUAACCCAUAAUUAAUAGAGAUUAGGAAGGAGCGAUAAGUAGGGAUCUGUCCAGGAGGAGUGGACUAAUCAGGCCAAGUGGGAUCUAGAGAACAAAACAGUUCUGUAGCAUGACUCUUUUACAGUAAUACUUUUAUAGGAUAUACCACUAUUUAAAAAAAUGACAAAGGAAGGAUUAAAAAAAGAAAUUGUAAGCCUUAAACUAAUCUCGUCUAACGGGAAACCCUCCCUUCUCCUUUCCAAACAACAUAAACAUUUAUACUCAUGAGCUCAGGACAAACUGCAGAGCCAGAUUGAUCUUCAGACAGUCAACCAUGGGACUGAGGCUAAGUUUGUUUGGCAACCGUGGCAAAGGGCCAGUGAUUUACACUUGAGUUUCUUUUCCACUGUUUUGGAACACAGCAGUGACUGGCAAUAAGUAUAGAAAACCCUCAUGAUGCAAAAACAGAAAAGCAAAUCUAUCAAAAAGUAAGUAGAGACCAAAAAACAGAAAGGCAAAUCUAACAAAAAGUAAGGAGAGACCAAAUGGAGACCUUACUGUAAAGGAUCGGUUCAUCCAAACUCUACCAAAAGAGAUCAUAUUAGUAGCUAUUUUAACUAGCCACAGCAUGUUAGUGUAAACAAAAUCCAUCCAGAAGGUUGUUAGAUUAGAUGGUUUAGUUACUCUCUUCCCAUUUCUUACCAACAGCCUGUCAGCUGGCUUCAUAAAGAAUUCUCCAAUUCCAUUUUACUCCACCCUAUUUAUCUGGCUGGUACUUUUUGGUUUUAUUUGUCCAGAAGUAUCUAAACAUUAAGAUGAUGUAAAUGUAGGUGGAAGUAUUUUCUGUCAUGAAAAUGUACCUGAGAGUCUGCCAGGGUCCAAACUCUCUUUGUUACCACCUAAAAUCACCAUGCUAACAAGCUAAACUAGAUUAGAAAAAAAGCUUGUAGCAUUGUUACUGGAGAAAUGAUAGCAUGAGAAUGCUAGCAUUGAGUUAAGUGUAAUGGACCACAAACGAAUUACCUUCAUGGUAUUGUGCUGGCAGAGAUUUUAAAAGAAUCUCUAAAUUUUCUAUUUUUAGAUACCAAAAGAUAUGAAUAAAGAAAUGUGUAUUUUGGAUGAAUUGAUCCUUUGAACAAUAAGGGCUGGAUUUGUGAAAUAUACUGUAUCACAGAGGAAAGUACUUGUCGUCUUAGUCACAGAUCAGUUCUGUUCAUGCUUCUUAAAACAUACUGAUAGCAGGUCGGCCAAUCAGUUUUCAUUCCACCCUGUGUGAAACUCUGUAGUAUUUUCUGUUUCCGUGUGGCCUCUGGGCCAUCCAAGGCCUUAAUAUCCCACAAGACACUUUCUUUGCAGAGGAGACAGAAAGCAGAAAAACAGGGCAUGCAGCAUUAAAGCAACAACUGAGACUCUGUACAGUCCACAGCAACUAUCCCUUUAUUUAUAUAUAUAUCUAUAUAUAUAUUCAUCUGCUUGCAAUACCUCAGAUCCACCUGCUGGUGGUGUUUUGUUUCCCAUAGUUGCUGCUGCUGGGAGACACUUUUGUGGUGUUUCCUGAGUAUUUGCUCUUUUUUCUCAUAGGAUAUAAUGCAGGCUGGACCUGGAGCCUGUUUCAUUUCAGACUGAACUGGAAGGGAGAGCUUUCACUCACAAAGAUGUUUCAGUAUUUGUACCAAAUGGACUAAAGAAUGAGCCGAAGUGAUUCAGCUCGAAUGUUGAAAUGACUGAAUUAUCAGUGUGUGUGAAGUAUGGGAGAUGAGUCCCAUUGGCCUCUCUUUCCCUUUAAAGAAGAUGAAGCCACCUCACAUCUCUGACCCAAAUCCAAAAAAACAAA